GACAAGCUACGCAUGCGCAAACAGCUCCCAUCGGUGAGAGUGGAUACGACGGCAAAUUGGGCCUGGUCGCCGAGGAGCGUGACUUGGAGGCCCGCGGAAGCGCCGUCGGUUCAGCCCAGCUCCGCCAUGGCUCGGGAUGUGAAGAGCAAGCUGUCCAAGAACGUGCUGCGCAUGAAGUUCAUGCAAAGGGGCUUGGAUUCGGAAACGAAAAAGCAGCUGGAAGAGGAAGAGAAGAAAAUCAUCAGCGAGGAACAUUGGUUCCUGGAUUUGCCAGAACUGAAGGAAAAGGAGAGCUUCAUCAUAGAAGAAAGAAGCUUUAGGCCGUGUGAAGACUUUCUUUAUGGCCGGAUGUCAUUUAAAGGAUUCAACCCUGAAGUCGAGAAGUUAAUGAUCCAGAUGAACUCAAGGUACAAGGCAGAAGAAACUGAAGAGGAAGAUAACGCCAUGGAGGCUGAUGUAUCGGAUGAAGAGAUGGCCAGAAGGUAUGAAACCUUGGUCGGAACGAUUGGGAAGAAAUUCUUGAAGAAGAGAGACCGGCGUGCACUGCAAGACCCGGAGGCCGAUCAAACCAGUAACGGGAAGGCUAGCAAAGUGCAGAAGAUGUUUCUAAAGCCCCAGGAUUAAAUGUCAUAUGCACCCUUGAGGCUGGGGGAAUGUAUUUUGUACCGUGGUAAUACAAGCUAUUUUUGUAAGUGGCUGGGUCUCUUUGUGUCUCUGAGGCAAAGGCCUUUUUUGAGUAGCUGUGCAUAUAAUGGAUGUUCUACAUCCUCUGCUCUCUGUACAAGUUUUUAGGGCGGGAUUGUGUGGGCAUUACUUGGGCCAGACGCUGCAGGAAAAUGGCUGCAGGUAACUGAGAGCAGAUUUGGGUUAUGAGUCUUGAGCAGAUCUACAAAGAAUGUGGGAUAUGGAUUAUGAUCCCUGCCUUGAAGUAUUUCAAGGGCAAGUGAGGUAUGGCCCCUUCUUAAGACAAAGCUGCCGGUGUGUGUUUGUUUUUUAAAUAUUAUUAUUAUUUAAUUUCUAUACCACAAAAUAUGACUUGCAUUUUAAAGAUACGGGGACAGGGGAGUUAGGAAAGUACUUUGAGAGAGAGAGAGAGAACAUGCUAGUUUCUUGACUUACGUCCUUGGAAAAUAUUUUGUUGUAAUGGACACACAGAGAUUUCCUUGGCAAUGGAGCAUUUUAGAGUUACAAAGAGUAUAUGGCUAAGAUUUUUGUUAAUGACAACUGUGACUCUAAACAGAGAGAGAGAGAGAGAAGGGCAGACCACUGAUGAGAAACACCUGCAUUACUGUAUCGUCUGAGCCCCGCAAGGGGGCAACUAGAUGUCAAAAGGGCUCGGUGGUAUGCCUCUGCUGUGUACCAGUUGCAGGGGAGCAACAGCCUCACUGGCUCCUCCUGGUGGGCCACUGUGGACUAGAUGGGCCUUGGGCCUGAUCCAGCAGGACUCUUCUUACAUUCGUAUGGCUGUAGUUCGAACGCAGUUGCACAUCAUGUUGGCUAUCAGCCUUGGCAGUCAGGUUUUCCUAAGUUGGAAUCAGUUUUCAAGGUCACAUUAAACAUUAUAGCUAGCAAGCAUGUGCUGUCUGGUGUGUGUGUGUGUGUGUGUGUGUGUGUGUGUGUGAGAGAGAGAGAGAGAGAGAGAGAGAGAGAGAGAGAGAGAGAGCUGGUCUUGUGGGUAGCAAGCAUGACUUGUCCUCUUUGCAGGGUCCGCCCUGGUUACAUAUGAAUGGGAGACUACAUGAGCAAGCCCUGUAAGAUACUCCCCUUAGGGGAUGGGGCCGCUCUGGGAAGAGCACCUGCCUGCUUGCUUGCAGAAGGUUCCAAGUUCCCUCCCUGGCAGCAUCUCCAAGAUAGGGCUGAGAGAUAUUCCUGCCUGCCACCUUGGAGAAGCCGCUGCCAGUCUGUGAAGACAAUACUGAGCUAGACGGACCAAGGGUCUGACUCAGGAUAUGGAAGCUUCCUAUGUCUGUUUUUCCUAACCCCCACCCCAAGCCAUCUUGGUGUUUUUGCUGGAAGACCGAUUCUGAAGAGAGCUGGACAGCUGGAGGGACAGGGGCAGCUUUUUCACAUUUUUAAUGAUUACUAUUUGUGGACAGCUCAUUGAUGUGAGGCAGAAAACUCAAUUAUACGGAAUGUAAGAAACUGAACGUCCACCACCGUUUGUGUGGGUGACAUAUGGAUGGAAAUCUUCCUCUCAAAAACCCCUCAUUAGCUAUUCAAGAUGGAUCAUGCAUGGAGAAAUGAAGACUCUUUUUUUUCCAACCCAAGGAGGGGGUCUUAUUACUGUCAGAGAAAUCUGAUGCAUUAUCUCUUUUUAGCUUUUCAGAGCUAAUUAAAUGCUGCCGGGUCAAUUACUCAAAACCUGACCACAGAGCAUUGCCAGUCAUGAGCCCAAGUUAAUGAUUGUGGGGCCAUUUUUCUUUCUCUGGAAAACCGUGUCUUUGGCUAAAAAAUGAUUUAUUGGGGGCCGUUUCGCUGGAAAAACUCUGAACAUGGCCUCCCCCCGCACACACACACUUUGUCUUCCUUGCUCAUUACUAAGGAAAUUAUCUUUCUUGUACGACUCAAGACCUUCCAUUGAGGGAAAGUUACAAAAAGCCUCUUUUUCUUGAUCAGAAAGCCCAGAGUAGCAAACGUAUCUCUCAGCACAGGGUGCAUCCAGAUGACAGGGUUUCCAAAAUGCAUAAAAAGCCUUUGAGGUUGAUGUUUUUCUCCUAUUGAAAAUGUCUUUUUAUAAUUGAGUCAAGAGUGUCUAUGUAGACCUGUCACUAGAUUGCAAAAUCCAUCAACCUCUCGCGCAAGAACUGGUCUUGUGGUAGUAAGUGUGAAUUGUCCCCUUUGCUAAGCAGGCUCCACCCUGAUUGCAUUUGAAUGGGAGACAGCAUGCAUGAGCACUGUAAGAUAUUCCCUUAGGGGAUGGAGCUGCUCUGGGAAGAGCAACUGCAGGCUUGCAUGCAGAAGGUUCCAAGUCCCCUCCCUGGCAUCUCCAAGACAGAGCUGAGAGAGAUUCCUGCCUGCAACCUUGGAGAAGCCGCUGCCAGUCUGUGUAGACAAUACUGAGCUAGAUGGACCAAUCGUCUAACUCAGUAUAUGGCAGCUUCCUAUGUUCCUAUGUCCACCUUCAAAAGUCACUCCAUUCAGACAAUGUUUUAAUUGUGUUUUUAAUAGUUUUAAUGUUUUAAAUAGUUGUAAUGUUUUAAUCUUUUUAUCUGUUGUUUUUAUUGUUCUGUUGUAAACCACCCAGAAACUUGAGUUUUGGGCAGUAUACAAAUGUGGUAAACAAACAAACAAAUAAAUAAAUAAAUAAGCAGAAUGAGGGAACAGUGGAAGCUGAUUAGCGGUAGAUUCAGGGCAGACCAGAUGAAGCACUCCUUCACGUAACACAAUUAAAAAUUAUGGAAUGUGUUGCCAUGAGACAGAAGUCCUAUGUACACAUUAGGCCUGUUCACACAACCAUAUGAGGGUUUUUUGGCAGGGAGGAAGAUCCCCUAUCCGUUGCAGAGUAGAGCCUCCGUUUGACUUUACAAACCCUGAACCCAGGAGACUCAGGCAUCCGUGUCUUCCUUGCAGAAACGAGGAGCUGGGUCUGCCAAGGAUAAAAAAAAGUGUCCAUAAUGCAUUGCCGCACCAGUUCACUGGGAACCCUCACAUCUGGAAUGCUCUCCCAGUAAAGGUCCGCUCUGUAGCUGCUUUUUAAAAAACAACAAAAGAACUUUUUCAUUUCUUCAGGCUCUUACCCCUUGGGGGCUGCCAGGUCUCUCAGCUUUCCUGCUUCUGUUUUAUGGUGGUUGUUGGGUGUUUUAUGGUUUUUACUGUUUAACUGAUUUUAAGGUUUUAAAUGUGAUUUUUAUGGCAUCUUCGUGUAUUUUGAUUUUUGUAAACCGCCUUGGGGUGCCUUAUGAAAGACAGUAUACAAACUGAACAAUAAACAAAUAAAUCUCA
Messenger RNA from Hemicordylus capensis (graceful crag lizard), 3942 nucleotides. RefSeq names its product M-phase phosphoprotein 6 (gene MPHOSPH6). Bases 13 to 624 code for a protein of 203 amino acids. The record is from RefSeq and is a predicted model, not a curated record. Gene Ontology annotation, biological process: maturation of 5.8S rRNA. Lineage: Eukaryota; Metazoa; Chordata; Lepidosauria; Squamata; Cordylidae. The transcript has 5 exons.